Molecule: messenger RNA, 1845 nt
Organism: Camellia sinensis
Lineage: Eukaryota; Viridiplantae; Streptophyta; Magnoliopsida; Ericales; Theaceae
Product: F-box/FBD/LRR-repeat protein At1g13570
Molecular function (GO): protein binding
Source: RefSeq, a predicted model, not a curated record
UAAUGGUCAUUUCAAUGGGAGACUUGCUGGCAGAGGUCUCCCCUCUCUCUCUUUCUUUCCGAAAAGCUCUAUCUUUUUUCUUGUUUCUUUUGUAACAACAGAAUUUGGAAGUAACACAGGAUAGGAGGUUGAAGAGACCCAACCCAAGAUAUGUAAUAAAAACCACUACUUGGGCUGCUUGAUACUUUGAUUUGGUUACCUUUGCCGAUUGUUAUAAUAGUUAGCAACAUGAAGGACGGGUGUGGCUUAACUUCAGACAUAAUCAGUCAUCUUCCAGACAAUGUAAAAGAAACAAUCUUAAUGUGUUUGCCAAUACAGGAUGCGGUGAGGACUAGUGUUUUGUCAAGGAAAUGGAGGUAUAUCUGGGUGAAACUUCCCCAACUUGUAUUUGAUUAUACAUUCUACAAAAAUUCAUUUUGGAAAACCAAGAAUGAGCUUGUGAUGAUUAUUUAUCAAGUUCUGUUACUUCACCAUGGACCGAUACUCAAGUUCACCCUCUCUUUACCUAAACUGGAAAGCUGUUCUGAGAUCGACCAGUUGAUAUAUUUUGCAUCAAAGAAUGGUACCCAGGAAUUCACCCUUCGCAUUUGGACGGGUACUUAUAAAUUGCCAUCAUCACUGUUUUCAUGUCUACAACUUAAGCAUUUGAAUCUCCAUUCUUGCAUGUUUAAGCCUCCACCUGAAUUUAAGGGAUUUAGCAGGCUUCUUAGCCUGGAGCUUCGUGAAGUCGUCAUUACUGCUGACAUAUUGUCAAGUUUAAUCUCCAGUUGCCUACUACUUGAACGUCUGACUGUUGAAAGCUCCACCAGUUUUGAACCCCUUGAAAUUGCUGCUCCUAACCUUAGAUUCUUACGCUGUAAAGGCCUUUUCAGUUCCAUUUGUUUCAAAAAUACUCCUCAACUUGCCAGAGUUUCAAUUUAUUUGAACAAGGAAGUAUUAAUGGAAGGAGAAUCAUCUAACUCGGUCAUGUUUUUUGGUAGUCUACCUGUUGUUGAGUUUCUGGAAUUGAACGGUUAUUAUGUCAUGGGCAUGGCUGCAGGCAAAGUACCAAAGACGCUUCCAACUACUUUGAGCCACCUGAAAAUUCUAGAGUUGAAUGAUAUUUGUUUUGGGGAACCUAAUGAGGUCUCUAUUGUUCUUUGCUUAAUCAGAAGCUCCCCAAAUUUGGCAAAAAUUAAAAUUGAGGCAUGUACCCGUGAAACUACUGCUAUUGAUCCUGUUCUAGAACUUUUAGUACUUUUAGAAAUGCAAGAUGGGUGGGGUGUCUAUUUAAAUCAACUUCGAGAAGUGGAGAUGCGAAAUCUAUCUGGCAUAAGGUCUGAAUUGGACCUUAUUAAGCUUCUAUUAGCCAAAUCUCCCAUGCUGGAGAGAAUGCUUAUUGAGCCUAACUCAGAGGUGGUUCUUGACAAAGGAUUGAGGAUUUUGAAAAAGUUGACACGAUUUCAGCGGUUAUCACCUCAAGCACAAAUCACAUACUAUGAUCCAGAUGAAGACUCUGAAGAUGAAGUUUAGCUGGUGGUUUGUGUCUUUUGAUGAGCUUUCAUUUGAGUGAGAUGAUAUUUUUGGUUUUGGUUGUCUGCUAGCUCUAAGUUAAAGCUACAACUUCUAUGUGUGAAAGUGGAACAUCUACAGACAUACAAUGCUCUUUCUUUUGGAAAAAUGAAGUUUAAUCAACAUGUAAAAUUUUUGAAAUUUGGUUGAUAUGUAUUUGGUAAGAGAUGGUCACAAUGAUGUUGUUUGUGACUCUCAAUAAGUGCCUCCUUUAACAAUGGAACUUGGCAGUGAGUAAUUGUGUGUAGCAGAGAUAAUCAUGAGAAACAAAAGAACUAAGUACAAAAUUCCAGA